UAGACCAAAUCUUCAGUAUUUUUUAAUUGACUGGUAUUCGAGAUCGUAACGGAUCAUUAUUUUGUUUUCGGUGUAGCGUGCCAUGUUUCCAAAUAUUUGGAACAGAUAUAAUUAAUAUAGUUUGUAUUGAAUCAUUUGUUUAAUGUCGCUACAAUGGAGUGGCAGUCUAGUUGAAUUAUUUGUUUGCCAUUAAGAAUGACAGACUAAUUAUGUCUGGAAAUCUUGCUGUGGUUGGUUUCGAAGGUGAACUCAACUCGAUUGUGAAAGAGUAUUUACUGUUCAACACCUUGGAGAAGAGUUGUCUGGUGUUUGAGAAGGAAUGCAACGAGAAGGGAAAGCCUAUUUCACCAACAGAUGGCAGGGCACCAACCGACCAGAAGCUGCUAUCAGUGCAGAAUGAAAUGCUUCAGAGUUACAGAACUGGAAAUCAUCAACCAUUCCUAAAACUGUGGAACGAAUAUUUACCUGCAAGCUUCCGCAAUGACGACUCUGUAGCUCAAAAACUGGAAUUUUAUCUUCACAUCUACUUUGCGAUCUACCCCAUAAAACAUGGCCACACUCGUGAAGAAGCUGAUGCGAACAUGGUGGAAUUUAAACAAUUCAUCGAGACCCGCGGCUCCACUCUCAGUCAGACGACAGAGUUCCUUCCCUUUUACGCACUUCCAUUUGUUCCCAAUCCAAAGGCACACCCGUCAUACAAGGAGCUGUUUUCAGAUAGUUGGUCCGAAGAUUUAGAAAACAGACUGGACAAGUUCAUCUCUCUCGCCCUGAAGUCUGCACCACAGCCCAGAUUGUUUGAUCUUUAUCGCAGUGCGGGAGGCGAUGAUAAGAAUCUGCACCAGGAAAACACCAUUCUUCAGCAGAGAGUGGCCGAUGCAGAAAAGAAGACGAUGACGUACAUCAAACGACACAACAAAGUGCAGGCCGACUACCACAACUUGAUUGGAAUCACGGCUGAUUUGGUUGAUGCUCUGGAGUCGACGGUUCAAGGACAUACGGAAAACCCCACCAAAAUAAGCCCGGAGUAUCUUCAGCAGCUGUGUACGCGGCUGUUCAGCGCCCACAUGCGGACGUCGGUCGAGUUCCGACCUGGCACGGCCGGGGAUGUGCUCCGAGCAUCCGUCGCUCCUCAGAUGCGCCCGGUGACAGUGGCAGAAUACCCUCCACUGGAUUUUGUCAAAAUAAAGAAGGACUUGAUGUCUGGAGUGGAAAGCAAAGUUGCCCUGUUACUGCAAGCUCUUAGAUGGCGUCUCACCCGAUCCCGCGUGGACCAGCGUGAUGCCAUUGUCACUGCGUACAUCAACAACGACCUGCUUGGAUGUGCAAAGUCGGGAACUCAGAGGGAAACCAUUCAGAAACUAGUCACGUCCGACUCGGAGAUCGUCCGGGAAUACACGGCCAGACUCUUCAACGCAUUCGCCUCUCUAUCUGUUGGUCGGACGUAUCUUGCACAGAACCCUGACCUAAUGCCAGCGUUGAUGCGAAUCCUGCAGGGAGAAGACAAGGAAUCGAUGACCCGUGAAAUGGUUCUCGGAGCUCUUCAGAAACUGAGUCUCAGACGGGCGUUGCAGUCUGCGAUGAUAGACAAAGGUGUCAUUGAGUGGCUCGUCUCGGUGCUCGAGGACAACGACUCACUGUCGGACUACACUCUCGAGUACUCCGUAGCACUGCUCAUGAACCUCUGUCUCAGAACAUCCGGUAAACAAAGGUGUUCCAGGAUUGCCAGACAAGUGUUGAAAGUUUUGAGUGAUCUGCUGGGACACGAAAACACUGAUAUUCGUCCCUAUGUAAAUGGUGCCUUGUACAGUAUCUUUGCCAUUCCAUCCAUCCGAGAUGAAGCUAAAGCUAUGGGCAUGGAGGAAAUCUUGAAGUGUUUCAUCAAGGAGAAUCAGCAUGACACUAACCGACAGAUUGAGUUCAUCAUUAAACAGCUCAACUCCUCUGAAAAUGUUGACGAUGUUGACUCUGACGAUGAGGAAGAGGAAGACGAUGAAGAGGAGGACCAGGAUGCGCUGGAGGCAGACAUUGAUAAAGACGAGGUUGUUCGACCUCAGCCGGGCGAACUGGCUGGAGAGGGUCUCCUCACCAGAGAUUACUUAGGCCCACCGAGCACGGCAAAGGCUAGGAGAAAACAUUCCGACAACGCGUUGGGACAGCAUCGUCCACUUCAGCGACCUGUGACCCCGGGUCAACGACGAGCUGCUGACCUCUCUGUGUACACAGCACCAGCUCCGAUGCUGCCACCUGUUAGUCGACCAAGCACGGGACACAAAGACUUGACAGCGCGACCGCCCACGCGAAGUGGAAGUCGACCCAGCUCCCAGCAAACUGCUCAAGAAGUUCUGUCUGUCCGUCCUGCUAGCCAGUCGAGUGACAAGUCCAUGCGUCCGUCCACAAAAGCGUUGGAGAAUCUAGGACCUAACGCAGAAUUAACGCAGUCAUUAGACUGCACCUUAGCAGAUGAAGAGAACAAUGGUAACAUAACAAUCAAGUUGAAUAUCAAGGAGUACAAAGCGGCGUUUGGCUCGCGACCCCGCCUGAUGCGGACGCCGGACAUCUCCGGCCUCAAGCGGCCACCCAGCCAGCGGUCAUCCAUCUCUAAAGAUCCCCCGCCUCAACCACAGUUCUCAGAGUCCGGCCCAAGACCCAGCUCGGCAGGUAAAACAGGCUCCACAAGUCCACGGAAGGCCUCAACAAGCAGUCAGGGCAGUUCCGGUCGACCUAUGAAGUCACGACCCCCUCACAAGUGACAAGACACCGCCACGAAUACAUUCCUUUCUUCCUCUGUUAGCUUGUUAGUGCUAAUGACAAUCUGUUUUAUAAGUGACUGAGCAUUGCAUCAACGUGGCGCAUGAAUGAACUUGUAGAUUUUUAUCUUCUCUAUUUUAUUUUUAAAUGCUACUAAUGGAGUAUGUUAGGUGACUCACUACCCCCAUUAUUAUAUCUGGAACAGUUCCUUGUAGUAGUAACAAAUACAUGAAUUGAAACCCUAGUGGUAAAUACAAAAGUAUUCCUAUUUAAUGAAUACAUACAUUUAUAGCAUAGUACUGUAGGUAAUAAAUAGUUCCUUGUAGUAGCAAAUACAUGAAUUGAAACUCUAGUAGUACAUACAAACAUAUUUCUAUUUAAUAUUUACAUACAUUUAUAGCACAGUGCUGUAAGUAAUAAUAGAUAAAAUACAUAUUAAGUCAUCAAAUUAAUUAAUUUGUAUCCAUGUAAUAUAUACAUUAAUACAUACAUUAAUACAUACAUUAAUCCAUACUCAUAUAAUUGUACAUAUGUAAUACAUACAUGAAUCCAUACUCAUCAAAUAAGUUGUACCCAUGUACAUGUAAUACAUACAUUAAUACAUACAUUAAUACAUACAUUAAUACAUACAUUAAUCCAUACUCAUAUAAUUGUACAUAGUUAAUACAUACAUGAAUCCAUACUCAUCAAAUAAGUUGUACCCAUGUACAUGUAAUACAUACAUUAAUACAUACAUUAAUACAUACAUUAAUACAUACAUUAAUCCAUACUCAUAUAAUUGUACAUAGUUAAUACAUACAUGAAUCCAUACUCAUCAAAUAAGUUGUACCCAUGUACAUGUAAUACAUACAUUAAUUCAUACAUUAAUACAUACAUUAAUACAUACAUUAAUACAUACAUUAAUCCAUACAUUAAUCCAUACUCAUCAAAUAAGUUGUACCCAUGUACAUGUAAUACAUACAUUAAUUCAUACAUUAAUACAUACAUUAAUACAUACAUUAAUACAUACAUUAAUCCAUACUCAUCAAAUAAGUUGUACCCAUGUACAUGUAAUACAUACAUUAAUUCAUACAUUAAUACAUACAUUAAUACAUACAUUAAUACAUACUCCUCAAAUAAGUUGUACCCAUGUACAUGUAAUACAUACAUUAAUUCAUACAUUAAUACAUACAUUAAUACAUACAUUAAUACAUACAUGAAUCCAUACUCAUCAAAUAAGUUGUACCCAUGUACAUGUAAUACAUAUAUUAAUUCAUAACCAUUAAUUUAUGUAAAUUCAUGCCACAUGAUCUAAGUAAUAUGUUACCUCAAAUCAACAUGUAUACAAAAUAACUGUAAUAAAUAUAUUAAUUGUCGCUCAUUUUAAACAUGCAAUAAAUUAUACUUGUAUAAUACGUACAUUAAUUCAUAAAUAUGUAGCAAAUUCA
This is a messenger RNA of Gigantopelta aegis, 4175 nucleotides long. RefSeq names its product lisH domain-containing protein ARMC9-like. The transcript has 26 exons. Gene Ontology annotation, biological process: cilium assembly. The record is from RefSeq and is a predicted model, not a curated record. Lineage: Eukaryota; Metazoa; Mollusca; Gastropoda; Neomphalida; Peltospiridae. Gene Ontology annotation, cellular component: ciliary tip; ciliary basal body; centriole. Bases 210 to 2750 code for a protein of 846 amino acids. Gene Ontology annotation, molecular function: protein binding.